GCCAAAAAAAUCCGAGAGAAGUUCAACCGUUACCUGGAUGUGGUCAACCGGAACAAGCAAGUUGUAGAAGCCUCCUAUACGGCUCACCUCACCUCUCCUCUCACUGCAAUUCAAGACUGCUGCACUAUCCCACCUUCCAUGAUGGAAUUUGAUGGGAACUUUAAUACCAAUGUAUCUAGAACAAUUAGUUGCGAUCGACUUUCUACCACUGUUAAUAGCCGGGCCUUCAAUCCAGGACGAGAUUUAAAUUCAGUUCUUGCAGACAACCUGAAAUCCAACCCUGGAAUUAAGUGGCAGUAUUUCAGCUCGGAAGAAGGGAUUUUCACCGUUUUCCCAGCACACAAGUUCCGGUGUAAGGGCAGCUAUGAGCAUCGUAGUAGACCUAUCUACGUCUCCACGGUCCGGCCACAGUCCAAGCACAUAGUAGUGAUCCUGGACCACGGGGCCUCUGUCACGGACACCCAGCUUCAGAUCGCCAAGGACGCUGCCCGGGUCAUCCUCAGUGCCAUCGACGAGCACGACAAGAUCUCUGUGCUGACUGUGGCAGACACAGUCAGGACGUGCUCGCUCGACCAGUGCUAUAAGACGUUCCUGUCUCCAGCCACAAGUGAGACAAAGAGGAAAAUGUCCACCUUCGUUAGCAGCGUCAAGUCUCUGGACAGUCCUACCCAGCAUGCGGUGGGAUUUCAAAAGGCGUUUCAGCUGAUUCGAAGCACAAACAAUAACACAAAGUUCCAAGCAAAUACAGACAUGGUCAUAAUUUACCUGUCAGCUGGCAUUACAUCAAAGGACUCCUCAGAAGAAGAUAAAAAGGCGACUCUCCGUGUCAUCAAUGAAGAAAAUAGCUUUCUAAACAACUCCGUAAUGAUUCUCACCUAUGCCCUCAUGAAUGGUUUGAUAAUGACUGUAAGUAAACCCUGUUAUUUUGGAAACCUACUCCUGGGAAUUGUAGGUGUGGACGUGAACUUGGCUUACAUCCUUGAAGACGUGACGUAUUACCAAGAUUCUUUGGCUUCCUAUACUUUUCUCAUAGAUGACAAAGGGUAUACACUUAUGCACCCAUCUCUUACCAGGCCAUAUUUACUAUCAGAACCCCCACUUCAUACUGACAUCAUUCAUUAUGAAAAUAUCCCCAAAUUUGAGUUGGUUCGGCAAAAUAUCCUAAGCCUCCCUCUGGGCAGUCAGAUCAUCGCAGUCCCUGUGAAUUCAUCCCUGUCUUGGCAUAUAAACAAGCUGAGAGCCACCGGAAAGGAGGCCUAUAAUGUGAGCUAUGCCUGGAAGAUGGUACAGGACACUUCCUUUAUUCUCUGUAUUGUGGUGAUACAACCGGAAAUACCUGUCAAGCAACUGAAGAACCUCAACACUGUCCCCAGCAGCAAGCUGCUCUACCACCGGCUGGACCUCCUGGGCCAGCCUAGUGCUUGCCUUCACUUCAAACAGUUGGCCACUCUAGAAAGUCCAACUGUCAUGCUGUCUGCUGGUAGCUUUUCCUCCCCCUACGAACACCUCAGCCAGCCAGAGACAAAGCGCAUGGUGGAGCACUACACGGCCUACCUCAGUGACAACACCCGCCUCAUUGCUAACCCGGGGCUCAAAUUCUCUGUCAGGAAUGAAGUAAUGGCCACCAGCCACGUCACAGAUGAAUGGAUGACACAAAUGGAAAUGAGUAGCCUGAACACGUACAUUGUCCGCCGUUACAUAGCAACACCCAAUGGUGUCCUUAGAAUUUAUCCUGGUUCCCUCAUGGACAAAGCGUUUGAUCCCACGAGGAGACAAUGGUAUCUCCAUGCGGUAGCUAAUCCAGGUUUGAUUUCUUUGACUGGCCCUUACUUAGAUGUUGGAGGAGCUGGCUAUGUAGUAACCAUCAGUCACACAAUCCAUUCAUCCAGUACACAGCUAUCUUCCGGGCAUACUGUGGCUGUGAUGGGCAUCGACUUCACACUUAGAUACUUCUACAAGGUUCUGAUGGACUUAUUACCAGUUUGCAACCAAGAUGGUGGCAACAAAAUCAGGUGCUUCAUAAUGGAGGACAGGGGUUAUCUGGUGGCACAUCCAACCCUCAUUGACCCCAAAGGACACGCACCUGUGGAACAACAACAUAUUACCCACAAGGAGCCCUUGGUAGCAAACGAUAUCCUGAACCACCCAAACUUUGUAAAGAAAAACCUGUGCAACAGCUUCAGUGACAGAACAGUCCAGAGGUUUUAUAAAUUCAACACCAGCCUUGUGGUAAGUUGGUCCCUUGCAUUCUCACAUCCCAUCCCACCGUGGAAUAGGAAAUGGAAUCAUACACUAGUAAGUAAUGGAGCUCUUGAGAGCUGUCUGAUGCCCAAGUCCAUAUGCUGUCCCCUGCCCAGCCCUGCUUCCUGGAACACUCAGCAUCGUCUUUCUGGCAGGGACUGCUUUGGUGUCCUGGAUUGUGAAUGGUGCAUGGUGGACAGCGAUGGAAAGACGCAUCUGGACAAAUCCUACUGUGCACCCCAGAAAGAAUGCUUCGGGGGGAUCGUGGGAGCCAAAAGUCCUUACGUGGAUGACAUGGGAGCGAUAGGUGAUGAGGUGGUCACGUUGAACAUGAUUAAAAGUGCCCCCGUGGGUCCCGUGGCCGGAGGCAUCAUGGGCUGCAUCAUGGUCCUGGUCCUUGCUGUGUAUGCCUACCGCCAUCAGAUUCAUCGCCGGAGUCAUCAGCACAUGUCUCCUCUGGCUGCCCAAGAAAUGUCCGUGCGUAUGUCCAGCCUGGAGAACGACAGAGACGAAAGGGAUGAUGAGAGCCGAGAGGACAGAGGCAUUAUCAGCAAUACUCGGUUUAUAGCUGCAGUCAUCGAACGACACGCACACAGCCCAGAAAGGAGGCGUCGCUACUGGGGUCGAUCGGGAACAGAAAGCGAUCAUGGUAUUAUGCCUACCCCCAGUCUCUUCAUUCCCGCUGUCUUCUCUUCAGUUCUCCAAUACGCCUUGCCUUGCCGGAGUCCACCUCAGGGACCGUCCCUGCUCUGCUCACUCUGCCCGGAACCCUUCCUCUCGCAGCCCACCCCUCCCAGCCCCACCGCUGCCCUGGGUGACUCCUCUUUCUCCUCCAGAUCUCAGCCUCAAGGCCACGUCCUCCGAGACUACCCACCGGCAUUUAGCUUCCACGGUUGCGGGGAAAAUGUGAUUCAAGCCCAAAACUGGCUCGGGCUGCUUCUGCCUGCUAACAGAGAGGGUGGCGUGAUCCUUCCUGGGAAAACCCAUCUUUAUACAGGUCCUACACUGACAGAUGAACAACUCUGAGUCCCCUGCCAGGUUUGCUGCGCCGCGAAAGGAUGAGACUCUUCAUCCUGUGAAAUCGAUCUGCGUCAGAAGCUGGGGUAGAGGGUGCUUCUGAAGGGGCUUGGAAAGCAAGAAGCCGGGGACACGUGGGGAGUCUUGAGGCCAGAGGAAGACACCAGACAUUAAAGGACCGGCACCCACAGGGAAACGUGACCAGGGAGAGCAGCGCGGGGCGCCAGGUGGCAAGGAGGCUAAGGGAGCGGCGGAUGUGGGUUUGUCUGGCUGUUCCGCGUGCACCUGCACUUCCCCUGGCCUUCACUGAAGACGCAUGGACAUGAGCCCUGAGUGAGUGACUUCAGAGGAAAUCAAGGGGAAUGAACCAAGGGCGAUGGGCCAGGAAUGGAAGACUGCAGUGCUGCAGAGUAAGAGGCCAGUGACGCAGCUCAGCGAACGAAAGAAACCCCAGGGCUGGAGGCCGCAGAAGCUCUGGAAUCCACCAGCGUCUUGGGAAGGCACUGCAUUAAC
Molecule: messenger RNA, 3771 nt
Organism: Leptonychotes weddellii (Weddell seal)
Lineage: Eukaryota; Metazoa; Chordata; Mammalia; Carnivora; Phocidae
Source: RefSeq, a predicted model, not a curated record